AUGGCUUCUCUUAUGUCACCACUUCGCAUCGGCAAUCUCGAGCUCAAGCAUCGAGUGAUUUUGGCCCCGUUGACACGGAAUCGUGCCGAUGACCAGCAUGUGCCCCUUGACCUGAUGCGCGAGUAUUAUGCACAGCGAGCAUCAGUCCCAGGCACCCUGUUGAUCUCCGAGGGAACGUUCAUUUCUGCACGAGCAGGUGGUACCAAUAAUGUUCCAGGAAUUUGGAGCGACGCACAAAUCAAACAAUGGAAGACCAUCACCGACGCGGUGCAUGAGCGCGGCAGUUAUAUCUACUGUCAAUUAUGGGCACUUGGUCGUGCUGCAAACCCAGAAAUCCUCAGCAAGACCAAUGACCAUGUUAUCUCCAGUGGAAACAUUCCUCUGACGGGGUCAAGCCCUGUUCCAAAGCCCCUCGAUGAGGAUGAGAUCUUUGAUUGGAUUCAUGACUAUGCCCGCGCCGCGAAGAACGCGAUCACUGCCGGGUUUGAUGGUGUCGAGAUUCACGGGGCAAAUGGUUACCUCGCCGACCAGUUCUUGCAGGAUACUGCGAACAACCGGUCCGAUCGCUGGGGUGGUAGCGUGGAGAAUCGAUCUCGGUUUGGCCUGGAAGUGGCCAAGGCUGUUUCGGAAGCGGUUGGUGCUGAAAAGACCGGAUACCGUGUUAGUCCAUGGAGCACAUUCCAAGACAUGCGCAUGGAGAAUUUCCAAGCGCAAUUCACGAAUCUCAUUCAUGGGCUUGGCAAAUUGAAGUUGGCGUACCUGCACUUCGUCGAGCCACGGAUCUCUGGGAGCCAAACGGUGGAGGAUUCAGUUGAACAGGACGAUCAGUUCAUAUUUGAUGCAUUUGGAAAUUCUGGCGCGAUCAUUAUGGCAGGCGGCUUCACGGCAGAGUCAGCGACUGAGAAGCUUCGAUCUCAUCCUACGAGAGACAUUGCUUUCGCUUUCGGACGCCAUUUCCUGGCAAAUCCAGAUCUGCCAUUCCGGGUCGCCAAUCAAAUCCCGUUCAACAAAUAUGAGAGAGCGACCUUUUACACGCCAAAAUCACCCGUCGGCUACGUCGACUACCCUUUUAGUGCCCAAUUCGCGGCAAAGGCAUAG
Molecule: messenger RNA, 1098 nt
Organism: Penicillium robsamsonii
Lineage: Eukaryota; Fungi; Ascomycota; Eurotiomycetes; Eurotiales; Aspergillaceae
Product: alkene reductase
Exons: 1
Coding region: 1-1098 (365 amino acids)
Molecular function (GO): FMN binding; NADPH dehydrogenase activity
Source: RefSeq, a predicted model, not a curated record